Raphanus sativus (radish) is the source of this 1227-nucleotide messenger RNA. RefSeq lists its product as uncharacterized. The coding region runs from base 216 to 1034 and encodes 272 amino acids. The record is from RefSeq and is a predicted model, not a curated record. The transcript is spliced from 6 exons. NCBI's taxonomy places the organism in Eukaryota, Viridiplantae, Streptophyta, Magnoliopsida, Brassicales, Brassicaceae.
AACAGUAAAACAAGGGGAGAGGAGAGGGGGAAUGUAACUUUUUUUUCCACCGCUGGUAGAUAAUAGUAAACGCCAGGCACGAGUAAUCGAAUAUGCCCUAUUGCGCGAGUUCGAACAACUGAGUCACGCCCGAGUCACAUCAUCGGCUUUUUUCCUUGUUUCUUUGCAAAACAUACAUCGAAAGACGCAAUCUUUUUUUUUCCUCAUUGGAGAAGAUGAACGCGGCCAUUAGAGCUGCGAUCGGCAGACCACAGAGCUUAGCUUCUCACCUGAAAACAGCGCUUUUUCACUCUACACCCGUCUUGGAACGCAAACGCCGCUCUUCCUGGGAAUCGAGAUCAUAUGUUCACAAGAAGAGGAACAGAAGAAUGAGGGAGAAGCAAGAGUUAUUGCGCAAUGUGAAUGCUUUUGCAGCUAACAUGUUUACGAGUUGGCAUGAUGAUGACGAUGAGUAUGAUGAGCCCUCCUCACGGAAGAAAAACAACUCGUGGUACAAAAAGAAGUAUGCCAAAGAAGAGCCCAAAGGAAAAUGGAAUGGCAAACAUGGCUCCCAGAGUUGGGGUCCAAAUAGGGAGCACUUUGAUUUUUGCGGAGUUGAUGAUGACUUCUUUGACAUUGACUAUGUCUUCCGAACUGCUUUUGGUGGAUCACGAGGUUUCUCCUUUUCAUUCACCCAUGAAGAGGAGGAUGAACCUCCUCGAUGGCAUCAUUCUUCAAGGUUCUCCAAUAACUCUAAAAGGUCUGGGAGAUCAAAACAUCAUCGAAUAUACGAGGAUGAAGAUGAAGAAGGGUAUACUUCAACAGAAUCCAGCGACUCUGAGUCUGAGCCAAACCAAGCUUCUCAUAGACAAGCUCUUGGCCUGAGUCCUUCUGGUCCAUUAAACCUCAAAGACGUCAAACAUGCAUAUCGAACUUGCGCUUUGAAAUGGCACCCAGAUCGUCAUCAAGGCUCAACCAAGGAGGCGGCUGAAGCAAAGUUUAAGGUCUGCAGUGUGGCUUAUCAAUCUUUAUGCGAUAAUCUAGCGGUGAACUGAAAGAUGAAAGAGUUUUAGAUAGUGUGUUUGAUUACUUAGAGAUGAUAUUCAAAGUGUUCAUUUAAAAGCUUAUCCUAAAUAAUAACACUACUACAGGAUCCAAAGCUAUUUCUUUCUGCUGUCAUCUUUUAUUACUAAACUUUCAAAAAUUUCUACCAAAGCGAUGAGUAUUUGUUUCUCAGCUCUACUUUCU